Messenger RNA from Closterium sp. NIES-65, 960 nucleotides. The record is from the annotation of a GenBank genome assembly. NCBI's taxonomy places the organism in Eukaryota, Viridiplantae, Streptophyta, Zygnematophyceae, Desmidiales, Closteriaceae.
AUGGGCGCCUAUCUCUAUGGGCGCCUACCUCUAUGGGCGCCUAUCUCUUUGGGCGCCUAUCUCUAUGGGCGCCUAUCUCUAGGGGCGCCUUUCUCUAGGGGUGCCUAUCUCUAUGGGCGCCUAUCUCUAUGGGCGCCUAUCUCUAUGGGCGCCUAUCUCUAUGGGCGCUUAUCUCUAGGGGGGCGCCUAUCUCUAUGGGCGCCUAUCUCUAUGGGCGCCUAUCUCUAUGGGCGCCUACCUCUAUGGGCGCCUAUCUCUUUGGGCGCCUAUCUCUAUGGGCGCCUAUCUCUAGGGGCGCCUUUCUCUAGGGGUGCCUAUCUCUAUGGGCGCCUAUCUCUAUGGGCGCCUAUCUCUAGGGGCGCUUAUCUCUAUGGGCGUCUAUCUCUAGCAGCGCCCAUCUCUAUAGGCGCCUAUCUCCAGGGGCGCCUAUCUCUAGGGGCGCCUAUCUCUAUGUGCGCCUAUCUCUAUGGGCGCCUAUCUCUUUGGGCGCCAAUCUCUAGAGGCGCUUAUCUUUUUGGGCGCCUAUCUGGGCGCCUAUCUCUAUGGGCGCCUAUCUCUAUGGGCGCCUAUCUCUAUGGGCGCCUACCUCUAUGGGCGCCUAUCUCUUUGGGCGCCUAUCUCUAUGGGCGCCUAUCUCUAGGGGCGCCUUUCUCUAGGGGUGCCUAUCUCUAUGGGCGCCUAUCUCUAUGGGCGCCUAUCUCUAGGGGCGCUUCUCUCUAUGGGCGUCUAUCUCUAGCAGCGCCCAUCUCUAUAGGCGCCUAUCUCCAGGGGCGCCUAUCUCUAGGGGCGCCUAUCUCUAUGGGCGCCUAUCUCUAUGGGCGCCUAUCUCUAUGGGCGCAUAUCUCUAUGGGCGCCUAUCUCUAUGGGCGCCUAUCUCUAUGGGCGCCUAUCUCUAUGGGCGUCUAUCUCUAUGGGCACCUAUCUCUAGGGGCGCCUAUCUCUAGUGGCGCCUAUCUCUAG